CGACCAAGACCGCUUGCACACCACACCGAUAUGAGAUUCAACAUCAACGUCAACUUCAUGUCCAACGACUGGCAAGUUAGCCCAAGCGAAAGCCACUCAUUCCUUCAGGAUGUUCGUACAGCCGUACUCAAGUACAGAACAACGUCAGCUACCCGCUUCAGCGUCCCAAUUGAAGUUGCCCAAUCUCAAUCACAGCAACUUGAACGAUUAGAGAAGCUUCACUGCAACUUUGCUUUAUGGGUCGGCUUCUACAACUUCAGUAACAGACCCAUAUUCGCUGCCUGUCGUUUUCAGAGCAGGAAACGGAAAGGUGGCCGUCGUUUUACCGACGAAAUUGAGGUAUAUACGAAGAAGAUAGGCAGACACAUACCUUUAGAAAGAUUCUUGGAGAAGAUGUUUCCUACCUUCAGCGACAUACCAGUCGGCGAUGAAGUCAUGUUCCAGUGGUGGAAGAUGAAUGGCAAAACCUUUAAUUGGUCUGGUCUACCUACCGAGCUCCACGAGCGCAUCAUAUACUUCUGCAUGCACCAAUCGCAGCCUCGUGCUCUGUACAGAAGAGCCAUCAAAGGUGCACCGGAAGUCACGAGCCAGUUUGGAGAAUGGUCAGCCAUGCUCGGCGUGUCCCACCAAGUCCGCGCGAUAUGCCUGCGCAUGUGUUUCGUCGGCAGCAGUGACCUGCAGUAUGGGAAAGGACUGUGCAUAGACGUCAAAGGCCACCGCGCCUUCAAAGACUGCAUGCGGCGCUUAGGAAAAUGCUUCCAGAUGCUGGAGCCGGGGCAUCUCGCGUCGACCGACGAAACCUGGCUACUUGCAGAGAUGUACAACCACUAUCCUCGCAUCUACCCACACUUAUCCCGAUACGCCACACUGCGCCACGCGAUCCGUAAGAUCAACCUGCAGCUGUCUUUCCUCGACUCGAUGCACUUCUUCAAGGUCACGACUGGUUCGUUUGCACAGUAUUUCCAGCGGUUUCGGCUUGAUUACAACAUCUUUGGCCAGCUGCCCUGUUUGAAUGAGAUUCUCAUCCAGUUGCCUGAUGCGAGGGGGUAUCUAGCUGAUGGACCGCGCCAGCAGGGUCCUCAAAUGUUUUAUGGGGAGCCGUUCAGUUGCCCGAGGAUACUGCAUCGGCUUAUAUACGAAAGAGCUGCAGAGGUGUUGGCUACGUACGAGAAUGUCAACAUGUUUGGAUUUAUGGAUGAGGCGGAGAAGAAGAGCUUUCAUAAGUUGAGGAGUGAGGCGAGGGAGAAGAUGAAAUUCACUGCGGAAGAACUUGAGGAGUUGUACAAAGAGGACGGGGGCGGUGUUGAGCUUGAGAAAAGACUCAUUCCUGGUGUACAAGAGGAGGUGGUAGAAGAGCCUGAGUGGCCCAUGAUACAAGAUGCCUUUUGGCCACCAAAGUGUCGGUGCGAGGUCAGGUGCAGAAAGGUCUUGUACCCAGACACGAUCUGAGGUUUUGAGUAUUGAGCACUAG
This is a messenger RNA of Bipolaris sorokiniana ND90Pr, 1471 nucleotides long. RefSeq lists its product as uncharacterized. Lineage: Eukaryota; Fungi; Ascomycota; Dothideomycetes; Pleosporales; Pleosporaceae. The transcript has a single exon. The record is from RefSeq and is a predicted model, not a curated record. The coding region runs from base 31 to 1449 and encodes 472 amino acids.